AGGGGAGGAGAAGCGCGGGCGAAAAAAAUGCGGAACGGCGGCCAGGCGCAGCAAACGGCGGUGAUGGCGCCGCCUCACUUGAACGGUUCCGCGCAGUUCGUUUCGGCCGGUUACGUGGGCUACGUGGCGCGUCAAUCGUGGGGCCAGUUUCAAGGGGGGCCCCAGCAUCCCAGGAACACGGCCAGGCCUCUGUCGCAUCCGCCCCCGCCGCCCUCCAGAAGGGGGGAGAGCCAAAGGGCUUCCGGCAACGGAUCCGCCAAUCCUAAGAGCGCGUCUCUUCUGCAUUCCUCCAAGCCUGGAACGCACAGGAGUACCACACCCUCGAAGGUGGACCCCGAGCUGAUAUUCACGAAACAAGAACGAAUUGGGAAGGGUAGUUUCGGAGAGGUGUUCAAAGGCAUCGACAAUAGGACCCAGCAGGUUGUCGCCAUCAAGAUCAUCGAUCUCGAGGAGGCGGAGGAUGAGAUCGAGGAUAUACAGCAGGAGAUCAUGGUGCUGUCCCAAUGCGACAGCCCAUACGUCACCAAGUAUUACGGGUCCUAUCUCAAGGGAACGAAACUAUGGAUUAUCAUGGAGUACUUGGGCGGCGGCUCGGCCCUGGACUUGAUGAAGGCCGGUAACUUCGAGGAAAUGCAUAUCGCGGUGAUAUUGCGCGAGGUGCUCAAAGGGUUGGAUUAUCUUCACAGCGAACGGAAGCUCCAUCGCGAUAUUAAAGCGGCGAACGUUUUGCUGAGCGAGAUGGGCGACGUGAAGCUAGCGGAUUUUGGCGUUGCCGGACAAUUGACCAAUACGACCAGCAAACGAAACACAUUCGUCGGGACGCCGUUCUGGAUGGCACCGGAAGUCAUCAAGCAAGCUUCCUACGAUUCCAAGGCUGACAUUUGGUCGCUAGGCAUCACGGCGAUCGAAUUGGCCAAGGGAGAACCACCGAACAGCGAGCUGCAUCCUAUGAGGGUACUGUUUCUGAUACCGAAGAACAAUCCGCCCCAAUUAACCGGAAAUUAUACGAAGCAAUUCAAGGAAUUCGUCGAGGCCUGCCUCAACAAGGAUCCCGAAAACAGGCCGACGGCGAAAGAACUAUUGAAGUUCCAGUUCAUCAGGAAGGCGAAGAAAAACUCGUACCUGAUCGACCUCAUAGACAGAUACAAAAAGUGGAAGUCGCAGAGAAGCGAGGAAUCCGAGACGGAGAGCGAAAAUUCGGACUCGGAAGAGUCGAAGCAGGAUAGCGAUAUGGACGAUCCGUGGAUAAUGACGGUGAAAGGUCCACACGUGGUUAAAGGACCCGUGGUUCCUAUGCUACCGUUGGACGAGCAGCCACCCUCGUUGACCCUCACACACACGCCGAAUCACAGAUCGACGAAUCACAAUCAACAAGCGAAGCCACACGCGAACGGUACCUCGAGAUCUCCGCCAAACGAUUCAACGUUGAAUCAUUACAGGAGCGAGUCGAGGGACUCGGUUCGCGAUGGCCAAGCGAAGCAUACGCCGUCCCGACCGCACGAGGCUGCGCCACCGCCGCCCGUGGAUACGCGAGAAAAACGAGAGGACCGAGACUACCGCGAUUUCAAUCGGGAUUCCUCGUUGAGGGAAUUGAAGGAGAUGCGGGAGAGCAGGGAGAGCAGGGACAGGGAUAGAGAAGGGCGGGACAGGGAGAGGGAGAGGGAGUUUAGCGCGAAAGAGAAGAGGAACAGUAAACCGGACGUACCUGUCGUACCUAUGGUGGACCAUAGGCCCGGUGAAGACAAACAGAGGCCAAGGAGCUCGCAGGAACUGAAGCAUUCUCGAAGCGCGGCUCUUUCCGGUGUUGUUUUACCUCUCCUGUCCGAGCUUCUAAGAAAACAUCCGUGUUUAACGAUACCGUAUUUUUAUCGCGUAUUUAAUAAAAUGAUUUUUAUCGAGAGACUUUUUUUUAUCUCAGGUCACCACAAAAGUCGUUAA
Apis florea (little honeybee) is the source of this 1938-nucleotide messenger RNA. RefSeq names its product Germinal centre kinase III (gene GckIII). Gene Ontology annotation, molecular function: ATP binding; protein serine/threonine kinase activity. The record is from RefSeq and is a predicted model, not a curated record. Gene Ontology annotation, cellular component: cytoplasm. NCBI's taxonomy places the organism in Eukaryota, Metazoa, Arthropoda, Insecta, Hymenoptera, Apidae. Gene Ontology annotation, biological process: protein phosphorylation.